Argiope bruennichi is the source of this 3482-nucleotide messenger RNA. Its product is annotated as zinc finger protein 26-like. The record is from RefSeq and is a predicted model, not a curated record. Gene Ontology annotation, molecular function: DNA-binding transcription factor activity; RNA polymerase II cis-regulatory region sequence-specific DNA binding. The transcript has 3 exons. Gene Ontology annotation, biological process: regulation of transcription by RNA polymerase II. NCBI's taxonomy places the organism in Eukaryota, Metazoa, Arthropoda, Arachnida, Araneae, Araneidae. Bases 846 to 2636 code for a protein of 596 amino acids.
AAAGUAAGGUAACAAUUGUAACCUUACUUCAUGUUGUGCUGAGUUUUAAAACUAAAUUUAGAUUUAGAUAAAUUUUUCAUUUGUGUAUAAUUUUAUUCCAUUUUUCACAUAUCUGUUACUCAUUGAUGGAUUACAAAAAUGUUUGCAUUUAAAAGCUUUAUGUGAAAGAAGCAUCUGCCAUAUCAUUUGUUGAAUUCCAAGAUUGUGUUGUCACGAACCUAAAGAGAUGUUAAUGGGAAAAGCUGAUAAAUCAUCACACCUUUCGGAAUAAAAGUGGUAACAAUAAGAGUGGUUUGACUUUUCAAAGACCUACAGCCUCAACUUGCAACAUAUAACAUAUCUUGAUGGAAUCGAGAACCAAGAAAUAAUAAAUUGCCCAAUACAUCAGUUUAGAAAUUUUUAAUCACGCUAUAAUUUUUAUUAUUAGAGAAUAUGUGUGAGUAUUGUUGCUCACAUACAAAAAAGAGGAAAUUUAUUCUUAUUACCCAUGUUAAAAAACAUACAAAGUUUACCUUUUUGAUUCAAUUAUUAAAAAAAAAAGAAACCCUUCAUUUAGGUCAUAUAUGGUCCAAGGCCUUUAAAUUGUAUUCAUCCCAAAAAUCUUAUUGGCAAAGUGAAGUGAAAGAGAUAUCUCUUGCUCGUGACAUGCAGAAAGAAGUGUUUUAAAAACGCAAUUUUCUCAUUGACCACUUAAUGGAGAAACCAUAUGCUUGCAAAUUUUAUGAUAUUCUCUCAACUUCCGAAAGUCAAGAAACGUUUUCAGGUGCAUACUAAAGAGAAACCACAUACAUGUGAAAUUUGUAGUAGAGCAAUUUUUCAACGGUCGCAUUCAAAAAAUUCAUUUAAUGUCUCAUACGAAUAAGGAAUCCUACGCUUGCAACUUUUGCAACAAAGUCUUUUCUGUGAUUUCCAGUUUCAAAAUUCAUUUACGGACGCAUGCGAAAGAAAAAUCGUAUACCUGCGACGUUUGUUAUACAACGUUUUCUCGUAAAUGGAGUUUGAAAAGGCAUUUAUGGACGCAUACUGGGGAGAAACCGUAUGCGUGUGAAUUUUGUAACAAAGCCUUUUCGGACAAAAAUUGUUUCGAAAGGCAUUUAUGUACGCAUACUGGAGAGAAACCGUAUUCUUGUGAAAUUUGUAACAAAGCCUUUUCAUAUAGUGGGUAUCUCAAAAAUCAUUUACGGACGCAUACGGGCGAGAAACCGUAUACAUGUGAAUAUUGUAAUCUUUCCUUUUCAUAUAAUUGGUAUUUCACAAUACAUUUACGGACGCAUACGGGAGAGAAACCGUAUGCGUGUGAAUUGUGUAAGAAACCCUUUUCUGAUAAGAGGCAUUUGAAAAUUCAUUUACAGACACAUACGAAAGAAAAAUCGUUUACAUGCGAAGUUUGUUAUAAAGCUUUUUCUCAUAAUGCGAGUUUGAAAAGCCAUUUACGGACACACACGCGGGAUAAACCGCAUGCGUGUGAAAUUUGUAACAAACACUUUUCGGAUAAGAGGAAUUUGAAAAUUCAUUUACGGUUGCAUACGGGGGAGGUACCGUAUGCGUGUGAAUUUUGUAACAAACCCUUUUCGGAUAAGAGGAAUUUGAAAAUUCAUUUACGGACGCAUACGAAAGAAAAAUCGUAUACAUGCGAUGUUUGUUCUGCAGCUUUUUCUCAUAAUUCUAGUUUGAAAAGGCAUUUACGGACGCAUACGGGGGAGAAGCCGUUUGCGUGUGAAUUUUGUAACAGACCCUUUUCGGACAAAAAGAGUUUCAAAAGACAUUUACGUACGCAUACUGGAGAGAAACCGUAUGCUUGUGAAAUUUGUAACAAAUUCUUUGCAGAUAGCGGGAGUCUAAAAAAUCAUUUACGGACGCAUACGGGCGAGAAACCGUAUACAUGUGAAUAUUGUAAUCUUUCCUUUUCAAAUAAGUGGGGUUUUACAAUACAUUUACGGACUCAUAUGGUGGAGAAACCGUAUGCUUGUGAAUUGUGUAGCAAACCCUUUUCGGAUGAGAGGAAUUUGAAAAUUCAUUUACAGACGCAUACGAAAGAAAAAUCGUAUACAUGCGACGUUUGUUAUAGAGCUUUUUCUCAAAAUGCGAAUUUGAAAAGGCAUUUACGGACGCAUACGGGGGAGAGACCGCAUGCAUGUGAAUUUUGUAACAAAUCCUUUUCGGAUAAGACGCAUUUGAAAAGUCAUUUACAGACGCAUACGAAAGAAAAAUCAUAUACAUGCGACGUUUGUUCUGCAGCUUUUUCUUAUAAUUCGAGUUUGAAAAGGCAUUUACGGACGCAUACGGGGGAGAAACCGCAUGCAUGUAAUUUUUGCAACAAAUCCUUUUCGGAUAAGAUGUAUUUGAAAAGUCAUUUACUGACGCAUACGAAAGAAAAAUCGUAUACAUGCGAUGUGUGUAAUACAGCUUUUUCUCAUAAUACGAGUUUGAAAAGGCAUUUAUUUACGCAUACGGGGGAGAAACCGCAUGCCUGUGAAUUUUGUAAUAAAUCCUUUUCAUAUAAGGGGAAUUUAAAAAUACAUUUAAGAUCGCACACGAAAGAGAAACCGUAUGCAUGUAACAUCUGUGGUAUAAGAUAUUCUCAUUCGCAUUCUUUAAAGACACAUUUGUCAAAUCAUAUCUUAGAAAAUGGAUGAAUUAUGCGCCUCCGAUGUUCAAUAAUGCGUUUGCUCGUGGGAGAACGUAACCUCAUCUUAAAGAGAAAAGCUUAUGAUAAUGAUUUUGUAGUAAGUUAAUGUUUCAAGAAACAAGUAUCAAAAAGGCUUAUUAUUUUACUAAAAUAUGUUGAAAUAAUCUCUUCUAGUAAUUCUAUUUGGUAUAAUACGGCACAUAAUGCAUAUUCAUUGUUAUUAUACAGGGUAAUUCUUAUGCUUAAAUGAAUAUUCCAUUUUUGUAGGGCUAUUAAAGAAAACAAAACAAAGUGUAAUCUGGUUGCUGAUCCGAAAUUACAAAUAGCAGUUGAAAAAUUAAACUGUACAAUUAUAAAUGUUCAAUAGCAGCACCUCCAAAAAUACGAACAUUAUCCAGACGAUACGAUAACUCAUCCCAUACCCUUUCAGUUUCUCCAAUAUCAUGCUUUGAAAGCCUGCAGAUAUGCAUGUUUUAAGUUUAUAAACAUCAGUUGAUAGCGGGCUAAUAAACAUUUGCAAUUUGUUGUAACCCGAGAUGCGUAUUUUAAUGUGAAUAUGUUUUAUACACAUGCGUUAAAAUGUUUCCAAUAAAAAUUGGUGUUUUAUUGAAAAGUAUUAUAAAUUAAUGUACUUCCCUUUUACUAUUGUGUGUGCCUAUAAUUUGUGUAAUUUUUCUUCUGUAACAUUUUGUACCUCCUGAAAGUUUCUAAUAUGCAGAAGUAUAAUUUUGUACGAAUGUGUUUCAAUUAUGGAAUUCAUUCCUGCUUCAAAUCUGCAUCUUGUAUUAAACCAUUUUGCAUCGAAUUCUUUUUGUAAAUUUUUCCUUACAUUUCGAAUAUAAAGUUUAAAAUU